Molecule: messenger RNA, 2697 nt
Organism: Magnusiomyces paraingens
Lineage: Eukaryota; Fungi; Ascomycota; Dipodascomycetes; Dipodascales; Dipodascaceae
Exons: 2
Coding region: 1-2697 (898 amino acids)
Molecular function (GO): ATP-dependent chromatin remodeler activity; metal ion binding; ATP binding
Source: RefSeq, a predicted model, not a curated record
AUGUCAAUAAAAAAAAAGACUUUAGUCCCUAUGAGGCGCAUGUCAAAACGCAUUGCUCAGCGAAGCUCUCAAAAUGUUGAAUCUUUGAAAAACAAUGAAAACUUAGGAGAUGGAUUUUCAGAACAAGACCAUUAUAACAGUGACCUUGCAGGUGGGUUUAUUAAGCCAACUUCCAGGACGAGAAAAGCUAAGCCUUCUUUAUAUAAGGCUUCAGUCUCAACAAGUAAAGUUAAAUCAAAAGAUAAAGAAAUGUCAGUUUCUUCAAGAAAACCCCGAAGUUCCGUCCCAAAUUCAAUGCAAUCACCAGCUUUUUUAUCAGAUAGUACUACUGCUAAUACUACUCCUGAAUAUUCAGAAGGAAAUGAUAUUCUUUCUAUUCCCAUGUCUAGCAAACAGGCUAAAGUAAUUGCAAAAUCACUUUCUAGCAAAAGAAAAUAUAGAUCUUUAAUUUCAAGUGAGAGCGAUGACAAAGAUUUCAGUGAUAAUGAUGAUAGUGAUUUUAAGGGCUCCAGCGACAAAGAUCCUGAUUCAGGAUCAGAAUAUGAAGAUGACGAUGUCAAAAUCAUUAAGACAAAAAAAACUGAACCAGAUACAACUAGAUCUUUUAAUCGUCUCCGUUCAUCUUCUAAGUCUAAAACUAUUAGUGACAGUGAAAAUGACGAAUAUGUUAAACCUAAAUCCACUCGUAAAAGAGGAUCUAAAGCAACUACUCAAAAAAAGAGAAACGUUCGAGAUACUUGGAAUGCUUCCUUAUUUGCAAACCACCCGUACUUGCAAACUAUAUUUCAGGAGAUGGAACGAGAGGUAGUGAUCCAGCCUCUUGCCAUUCCUCAACCUGAAGGAAUGACAAUAGAACUCUUGCCUUUCCAAAAAGAAGGCCUUCACUGGCUCAUAGAGCAAGAACGUACUAGGUACAAAGGUGGGAUUUUGGCUGACGAGAUGGGAAUGGGAAAAACAAUUCAAACUAUUGCAUUAUUUAUGUCUGACAAAAAAGAAGAACGCAUAGCUCCUAAUCUCGUUCUUGCACCAGCAGUAGCUUUAUUACAGUGGAAAAAUGAAAUUGAAGCACAUAGCGGUGGAAAACUUUCUUCGCUUGUCUUUCAUGGAAAAGGUACUAAAACUUCUCUUGAAGAAAUAUUAAAGUAUGAUGUUGUUUUAACUACCUACUCGCUGUUGGAAUCUGUAUUUCGUAAACAAGAAUAUGGAUUCAAACGCAAGAAUGGAGUUGUGAAAGAAAAAAGUAUUGUUCAUGGAAUUGAAUGGCAUCGAAUUGUCUUAGACGAAGCCCACAGUGUAAAGCAAAGGCACUCUAACACAUCCAGGGCUGUAUCACUUCUUCAGGCUAAUAAAAGGCUUUGUCUUUCGGGUACACCUCUACAAAAUCGAGUUGGUGAGCUGUAUUCGUUAGUCAAGUUUCUUCAGGUUACCCCAUUCUGCCAAUACUUUUGCAGAAAAUGCCCUUGUGCCAAAUCCACUUGGGACUUUACUGGUAAAUACUGCAAUUCCUGCAACCAUUUUUAUGGUGUCCAUCAUAAUUUCUUUAAUUACUCACUUCUACAUGAUAUCCAAAGACCUAUGAGUGAAGAUCAUAAGGAAGCAAUGAGCAAGCUCCGUCUUCUUUUGAAAAAAAUUAUGCUUAGAAGAACCAAAACAGAACGUGCUGAUGACCUAGGUCUUCCACCACGGGUAGUUGAAAUUCGUCGAGACUAUUUCAACCCAGAGGAAAAAGAUCUUUAUGAAAGUAUAUAUUCAGACAGUACACGAAAAUUCAACACUUAUGUUGCUCAAGGUGUUGUUCUGAAUAACUAUGCCAAUAUUUUUUCUCUUAUUACUCGCAUGCGUCAAAUAGCUGAUCAUCCUGACCUUGUGCUUAAACGCCACAUGACUGGAGCUGGUUUGAUUCAGAAUACUAUUAUUUGUAAACUUUGUGACGACCCAGCGGAAGAGCCAAUCCAAUCCAAAUGUCAUCAUGAUUUUUGCCGUUUAUGUAUUACAGAGUAUUGUGAGAGUUGGUCAGGAGAUCCAGAUAAAUUAGAAUGUCCUGUUUGUCACGUAGGACUUUCAAUCGAUUUACUUGGUCCAGCUAUUUCUGCACCAACAGAAUUCGAUCAACAAGUUAGUGUCAGCAAGAAUUCUAUUAUCAAUAGAAUUAACAUGUCUGGUGGCUGGAGAAGCUCUACCAAAAUUGAAGCUUUAGUUGAGGAGCUUUACAAACUUCGAAGCAAUAAACAAACAAUCAAAUCAAUUGUGUUUUCGCAGUUUACAAGCAUGUUGGAUUUAGUUGAAUGGCGACUUAAUAAGGCCGGUUUUCAAACUGUAAAGCUUCAAGGUAGUAUGUCACCUGCUCAGAGAGACGCCAUUAUUAAACAUUUUAUGACGACCCCUUCCGUCGAAGUUUUUCUUGUUUCUUUGAAGGCUGGUGGUGUAGCUUUAAACUUGUGUGAAGCGUCCCAAGUUUUUAUUUUGGAUCCUUGGUGGAACCCUAGUGUUGAGUGGCAAAGUGGUGACCGUGUGCACAGGAUUGGCCAACAUAGACCGGUAAAAAUUACUCGAUUAAUUAUUCAAGACAGUAUUGAAUCUCGUAUUGUUGAGCUUCAAGAGAAAAAGGCUAGUAUGAUUAAUGCUACUAUUGAUUACGAUGAUGCUGCUAUGCAAAGAUUAACAACAGCUGAUGUUCAAUUUUUAUUUCAAAUUUAA